Messenger RNA from Linum trigynum, 1031 nucleotides. The record is from the annotation of a GenBank genome assembly. NCBI's taxonomy places the organism in Eukaryota, Viridiplantae, Streptophyta, Magnoliopsida, Malpighiales, Linaceae.
AUCCAAAAGCAAAUGGGGCUUGCCAUUGAGGUCUUAGAUAAAAAGAGUGGCUUCGGAUGGAAUGAUACGACCAAAAAAAUUGAAGCUGCUCCAAGUGUUUGGGAUACUAUAAUAAAGAUGAAGCCUGAUUUCAAUUUGAUUCGAGAUAAGGAACUUCAUUUUUUGGAGAAUGCUCGAGAAUUAUUCGAGAAAGAUCGAGCAAAUGGAGAUGGUGCCAUGAGUGCUAAGGAAAAUUUUACUAAGUACCACAAUGUUGAAUCAGAGUUGGGAAUUGAUGAUAUUGAUAGGAUGCUGGCCAACGACGAGAUUCACCUUGAUCCAUUAGUUCCAGAAGCUAGCCAAGUUCCAGGAGUAGCGGUGCCACCAAUUAAUGUUGAAGUAAAAGCGCGGCCCGGGAAAGAGUCUGCUAGAGGAAGCAAAAGAAAGAGAUCUAUGUCCAGUACCAUUGCUGAAGAGAUUAUGCAGGUAACAUCUUCGAUGAAAGAAAUUGCUAGUGCCAUAAAAAAUAGCAAUCAACGGAUAUAUGCUGCUACUGAGCUUUCAGCCGAGUUAAAAAAAUUGGGGUUAGACAAAUGGGAAGUUAUGGAGGCACUCGAUUUUUUGAAGGACAAUGAGCAUCUAGUUGAAAGAUUCUUUGCUUGUGACGAGGAGAUCAAGCUCGCUUGGCUCAAGAGAAAAAUGGGUUACAAUGAAGAUAUUUAGAAGAUGGAGCUUCAAACUAUUUGCUACUUUUUUCGAACUUUUUGUUUUGUCAUAUUGGUUUGAUAAUAACUUUAUCACUUGCAUUUUUUAGAAUAUGGAUUUUCAAUGUUUCACAUAGAUGUGAUUCUCCCAGUUUUGAUUUGGUUGUAUGGGGUUGAUCGAUCACUAUAACAUCAUAAUUGGAAUCAAGCAAUCAAUCAUCCAAGUUUUGAAGUUAUUAGGGAGAUGCAGAACUUAUUUAAAAUUUUGUUUGGCUCUUUAAAAUUGGAUUUUUGCAAUGGAAACUCCACACAUCCAUUCACGUAUUGCAAUAAAGGAACCAUGGAAUA